Molecule: messenger RNA, 1106 nt
Organism: Micromonas commoda
Lineage: Eukaryota; Viridiplantae; Chlorophyta; Mamiellophyceae; Mamiellales; Mamiellaceae
Exons: 1
Coding region: 1-1044 (347 amino acids)
Cellular component (GO): chloroplast
Source: RefSeq, a predicted model, not a curated record
AUGUCGCUCCCUCUCGCCGCGUCGGCGUCGACCCGCGCAUCCGGCGCGUCCGCCUCUCGCCCCCGCGCCCCGGCGACCGCCCCGGCGACCGCCCAUCGUCCCGCCCGCGCCCGCGGUGGUCGUCCGAGUCAGAAACUUCAACAUCCGAAUCACAUCGCGUCUCGUCGCAGGGGCUCGACGACGAGACGCGCGGCCAUCGCCGCCGACACGGCGGAGAGCGACGCAGCGGACGGCGUCGUUCCCGCGUUCGGCGAGGGAAGCCCGGCGUGGCCGCUCGUGCACGCCGACCUGAAGUCCGGCAAGUUCGGCAAAGUCCGAACCGUCUCCGUCGCCGACGCGAAGGAUCUCAUGGCGCGAGGCGCGUCGCUCGCCGACGUGAGGCCCCGCAUCGAGUUCGAGGAGUUCCGCGCCGGCGUCGACGGGGACGACUCACUCGACGUCCGCAACGUCCCGUACAUGGUGCCGCACAGGAGCGUCGCCAAGCGGUGGCAGGGUUACUUGCUGUGCACCAAAGACGGGCUAAAGGAACGCGACUGGAGAUUCACCCGGUCGUUCGCGGAGCGCUUCCCCGACAAGUCCGCGCCCAUCGUCGUGGGAUGCAAAACCGGCGGCGAUAUCGGCAUGGAGCCCAUACGGAUCGAGACGGACCCGAGCACGGGUCGGGCGAGGCAGGUCAUACCGGAGGGGAGCAGCCAGUACGGCGACAGGAGCAAGAGCAAUUCGCUGAUGGCGAUUUACGAGUUACAGCAGGCGGGAUACACGAACCUGUACCACCUGGACGGCGGCGUGACCAAGUGGUGCGUGGACGGCGAGCGGCACCAGGGUGAUCCCUACAAGUUUUACUUCCACCCGACGAUCCUGCCCGGCAUCCUGUUCCAGCUCAUCAUGGUGGAGGGCAUCGUGGUUCGGUCAAACAUGGCUUACGUGAAGAAGUUUCACCCGGAGAGCUACGACCAGAUCAACGACACUAACGCGCUGUACGGGAUCAUAAACGACCUCAUCGCGAACUCGCCCAUCAACUGGAUGUUCGAUUACUACAGCUGAGGGGCGCGAGAGGAGGGGACGUGUGCUCGUAGUGGACUUGUAGUGGACAGACGUAAACGUUA